GACAGUUUUGACAUGUGGGUGAACUUCUGUGAUUCGGAAGCAGCGUGAGUUGGCCGGCUUAUGGUUGAAGUGACAACUUGUGCAAUCGUAUUUAGCUAGAGUUGGUAAACAUUUAAUUAAUCGCAACUGCCCUAUAGAAUCGAGGUAGGACUAAAGAGUGUCCGUAACGGUAUUUGUCUUCUCUAUAAGUGUAAGUUAUCGCUAUGGUUGUUAGGCAGUACAAUGAAGAGCUUAAGUAUUUGGAGAAGAUUUCGCCAAGUUGUUGGAAAAUUAAGAAAGGUUUCCAACCAAACAUGAAUGUUGAAGGCGUGUUCUAUGUUAAUAAUCACCUGGAAAAAUUGAUGUUCGAUGAGCUUCGCAAUGCAUGUCGGCCUGGCAUGGUUGGAGGCUUUCUACCAGGUGUAAAACAAAUAGCGAAUGUGGCUGCCUUGCCGGGUAUUGUAGGAAGAUCAGUUGGCCUUCCGGAUGUGCAUUCCGGCUAUGGUUUUGCGAUAGGUAACAUGGCAGCUUUUGAUAUGGGUGAUCCAAAAUCAGUCGUGUCUCCAGGAGGAGUGGGUUUCGAUAUAAACUGUGGUGUGAGGCUCUUGAGGACGAAUCUUCAUGAAAGGGAUGUUCAGCCUGUUAAAGAGCAGUUAGCUCAGAGCAUGUUCGAUCAUAUUCCUGUUGGUGUUGGUUCAAAGGGAAUAAUCCCUAUGAAUGCAAGAGAUAUGGAAGAGGCACUGGAAAUGGGAAUGGAUUGGUCACUUCGUGAAGGUUAUGUAUGGGCUGAAGAUAAAGAACACUGUGAGGAGUACGGCCGCAUGUUGAAUGCUGAUCCAAGUAAAGUCAGCAUGAGAGCAAAGAAGAGAGGACUGCCUCAGCUAGGUACCUUGGGAGCAGGGAAUCACUAUGCUGAGAUACAGGUAGUUGAUGAGAUCUACGAUAAAUGGGCUGCCAGUAAAAUGGGAAUAGAAAUGAAAGGACAGAUAUGUGUCAUGAUCCAUUCAGGAAGCAGAGGCUUUGGGCAUCAGGUUGCUACAGAUGCAUUGGUUGCCAUGGAAAGAGCUAUGAAACGUGAUAACAUUGAGACCAAUGACAGACAGCUAGCAUGUGCACAUAUUAUGUCCCCAGAGGGUCAGGAUUACCUCAAAGCUAUGGCUGCAGCUGCAAAUUUUGCGUGGGUCAACAGGAGCUCAAUGACAUUUCUCAGUCGGCAGGCUUUUGCUAAACAAUUCCGGAUGACACCUGAUGACCUAGAUAUGCAUGUAAUUUAUGAUGUUUCCCACAACAUUGCUAAAGUUGAGGAACAUUAUAUUGAUGGUAAACAGAAGACACUGCUGGUACACAGGAAGGGCUCAACUCGGGCUUUCCCUCCCCACCAUCCACUAAUUCCUGUGGAUUAUCAGUUGACAGGACAACCAGUGUUGAUUGGAGGUACCAUGGGGACCUGCAGUUAUGUUUUAACUGGAACUGAACAGGGUAUGCGAGAAACCUUUGGCUCAACCUGCCAUGGUGCAGGUAGAGCCCUUUCUCGGGCGAAGUCACGACGUAACUUGGACUACCAAGAUGUCCUCAAUAAACUAGAAGAAAUGGGUAUCUCAAUUCGAGUUGCUUCUCCAAAAUUGGUUAUGGAAGAGGCACCUGAAUCAUACAAGAAUGUGACUGAUGUUGUUGAUACAUGCCAUGAAGCAGGUAUUAGCAAGAAGUGUAUCAAAUUACGACCAAUUGCUGUUAUUAAAGGCUGACCGCAUGCCAGUUUUUCAAAAAAAGUGUCUGAAUACAGUAAAGUAUGUGUUACUGCAUUUAAAAUGCCGCAUUUCAGUAUGUGUGACUGAAUGUAAAACAUCAUCUGUGAUGAAGAUGCAAGAAUUGUUUUGAACUUUAAGUUAUUCUGUACUUACCCCCUGAUAAAUUGAACUGUUACCAAAUUGAAAAUUUUAUUUUCUUAUCCCACUAACUAUAUUUUGUAAACUAUUGAUAUCUGAGUUUUCAGUCUUUUACCUUCUGAUUUCUUAAAUGUAAAAUAAAAUCCUCAUGUAAGGUUUUUUUUUCCACUACAAAUGCUGUUGCAGAAGACUUCCUAACAAAGUUUCAUAGUUAAAGACAAAAAAGGUUAGGCUUUCACUAAAAUGAAAAGCCAUGCUAAUUACUGGUGUUUAAAAUGUUGGUAAGUGCCCUCGUCAAGACUGUGCUAGUUAACAGACCUUGAGAAAAUCUAAGACGUUAAAGAAGAAAGAUAUUUCUUUGUUAUUAUGUUACGAUACAUAUCACAAUGCUCCCAACUGUGUAGUGUGGAAGAAUGUUGUAGAUCACACUGUGAAAUGUAAGACACUUCUUGACGUUUCAAGUUUCACACAAUAGGGACUUAAAUUUACGGUGCCAUAAAUGGUACAGCUAAUGUGAUUGCUUUGUUCCUUGCUUACUGUCUGGCCACUUCAUCAGUGCAGUGAAUUUGUAUAGGCAUGUUCUUGUGCCUUUAUGGGAUUAUUUAGAACCUAAUAUCCAGAAAACUGUAAUAAAAUGUAAUCAUUUGCAAAAAAAAUUGAAAAAUAAUAAUGUAGUGGUAAAAAAUAGUAUCCUAAACUUUUAUGUUUUUACAAACUUUUUGGUCCCAUGUUUCACUGGGUUCAGUUGCUCAUCAAUGUACAUCAUAUAAUCAAUUUAUUUUGUGAAAUUAAUCUAAAAUGGUUAAACUUGUUUCCAGAUUUUACUUUACUGUUUAACUAGCAAGUUGCCUACCAUUGCUUGAAAGUUAACAUUAUAAAGAAACUGUGCUUAAACAUAUAUAAAAUAACAGAUGUGACAGCUAUUACUGAGAGUAACUUUGGAAUGGUUUUGUGUAAUAUGAGGAAGAUGCUGUUCUCAGUAAUGUGUUUUGCAGAUUUAUGAAAUAUGUUUGCUUAUUGAACAAGCAAAAGGUCUACAUCUGUUAAAUGCAACAGCCAGCUCAGCCUAUAAAUUAACAAAAGUAAGCAAAAGGGUAAUUGAAUGAUUGGAAAUACUAAUGGCAUUGUGAGUCAUGUAACAAAUGUGGAAAUAUAUUAUACUUGGAAAAAACAGAACCAAAACAUCGGUGACAUGAUGCUCUGAUUGAAACAAGUUAUAAGAUUCUCAUUCUGAUAUUACGUGUAACAUUGAUCCAACUGUGUUAAGUUAGUGAUGUGGACAUAUAACAGUGUGCAGAAAGAUUAAUCAUAAAUUACUUUGUUUUAUAACAUCGUAAAAUUGUAAUUGUUUGUGCCACUUCAAUUUUUGUGGACUGUAGUAUGGCAUGUAAUGGAUUCAGUAUGUAUUUGUAUUCUUUGAGUGGCACAAUCAAUAGGUAUUCACACAAACACAAUGUACUUGAUCACGAAGUUGAAAGCAGCAACUACUUGCAUCAUUCUAAAACAAAGAAUGUUUUGAUUGUCUGCUUCUCUCUCCAACUAAUUACAAAUCCCCCGUGUCUGUUGAGGCAUUUUCUUGUAAGUUUCAAAUAUUAAAGUGUUGGCACAUUUAACAA
Molecule: messenger RNA, 3481 nt
Organism: Schistocerca serialis cubense
Lineage: Eukaryota; Metazoa; Arthropoda; Insecta; Orthoptera; Acrididae
Gene: RtcB
Product: RNA-splicing ligase RtcB homolog
Exons: 9
Coding region: 204-1724 (506 amino acids)
Biological process (GO): tRNA splicing, via endonucleolytic cleavage and ligation
Cellular component (GO): nucleus; tRNA-splicing ligase complex
Molecular function (GO): RNA ligase (ATP) activity
Source: RefSeq, a predicted model, not a curated record